Messenger RNA from Wyeomyia smithii (pitcher-plant mosquito), 2062 nucleotides. RefSeq lists its product as uncharacterized. The transcript has 2 exons. Bases 749 to 1828 code for a protein of 359 amino acids. The record is from RefSeq and is a predicted model, not a curated record. NCBI's taxonomy places the organism in Eukaryota, Metazoa, Arthropoda, Insecta, Diptera, Culicidae.
CUCGCCCUGUUUACGAAACCAUCUCCUCUAACUCUUUCUGGCUUUGUGAUGAGUGUCGCGCUACCGUAAACAAUCGUUGUUUAAAGGAACUGUGCGAUAACGUUCCUAUUGUGCUAUCGCUCAAGCUUGAGCUGGAAGAAUUAAAAGUGCGAAUAACAACGCUGACCAGUGCAAUUGAUGCUAGUGUCGCUAGCACUACAGCCAGUUUGCGUCAGUUUGAGGAAAAGCUGGCCGAGUGUAAGCCCGUUAGUUCCACCAAUUUGAAUGACAAACCGGGAGCUACUCCGCGCGGUAUGCAGAACUGGCCUACAAUAAGUCGCCCAGUGACUAAAAGACGCCGUGAAGAGCAAUAUGCUACUAACCGGGACGCUAUUGUUGGAACGAACUCCAGCCUGCUAACAUCAAUAGCUACUGUUCCUGCCGCUGAGAAAAAAUUCUGGAUUUAUAUAUCCAGAAUUCACCCAGAUGUUUCGUGUGAAAAUAUUCAUGAAAUGGUCAAAGAGUGUCUGCAAUGCGAUGAGCCAGCUGAUGUGGUGAAAUUGGUUAAGAAGGAUGUGGAUACAAAAACACUCCGUUUUGUUUCAUUUAAAAUAGGCAUUGAUCCAAAACACAAGACCACUGCCCUUUCACCAAGCACUUGGCCCGCCGGAAUAUUGUUUAGAGAGUUUAUUGAAAAUGGACCAAAAAACGGCCGAGACCUGGCGCCUGCAACGCCUCUGACUAUAACACCUGUUUGCCAAUAACUGUGAUGCAUCCUACGGGGGACCAAGGGGGCCAACGGGCCCCCUCUCCGGUUAAGUAUAUGUAUAAUAUUUGCUUGCAAAAAUCUCAGGGAAUGUGCGUUUUUUCUAGCCAACCCGAGCUAACAGCUGCCGCUCAAAAAUGCUACAUUGAUGAACUUGAAAGGAGCGAUAAACAAAGGACUGAAAGCGCUGUUCAAGCUGCUGACACUGAUGAUUUAAUGAACGACCAACGUGAAGUCGACAGUUUAAGAAGGGUUUUUGAUUCUGACGGUGAGCGCGAGCAUGUACUUGUCACAGGUAAACAACAAGAAUGUAUAUGUUCACAUGAAGCUAGGUGUUCGGACUCUGCCGUCGUUGAAAUUCAACCCAAUUUUCAGUCGAAUUCUACAAUUGAUGUUUGUGUCGAUGGCGCGCCGCUGGAUGCUGAUUUAUGCGACAACCUCAAUUUCUUCUACCAGAAUGUGAGAGGGCUACGCACUAAAAUCGACGAGCUGUUUGUUGCCACUUUGGAUGCUGAUUAUGACGUCAUCGUUUUCACCGAAACCUGGCUGAACGAUCAAAUUUGCUCCCCUCAGCUGUUUGGACCAAUGUACACAGUUUACCGCAAUGACCGUGACGUAGCACGUACAGUUCGCUCUGUUUUGGAAACAUCUGCUAUCAUAUGGAGCCCUUACACUGACAUCUGGGCCAACCGGAUUGAAUCAGUACAGGUCAGGUUUCUGCGUUACGCUCUAAGAUCACUUCCAUGGCGUGAUCCUGCCCAAUUACCACCAUAUGCUAACCGAUGCCGUCUACUUGGCAUUGACACACUAGCAAAAAGAAGAGACGUGUCCAAGGCUGUAUUCGUGGGAAAACUACUAAGUGGCGAAAUUGACGCUCCAAACAUUUUGGCUCAAAUCAACGUGAAUGUUCCCUAUCGAAACCUAAGAUUGCGAAACUUUCUGCGUCUCCCAUUUCAUCGUACAGAAUAUGGCCAAAACGAACCCAUCAGGGCGAUAUGUGACGUCUUCAACAAUGUAUUUUACUUAUUUGACUUCAACGUUUCUAGUAUUACUUUUAAAAAUAGACUCAAGCGAAUGUUGUAAUUUGUUAGCCUUAGGGUAAAUUUGUUUCUUAGCUAGUUAAGUGAUUUCAUGUGUCAUAUUUUACAAUAGUAUAUUUAUUUGUUGUUAGACUUAAAUUCAAAAAUGUUAAUGUUCAAUCAAAAGAUGGUGGGGUUUUUACGCGCAUUUGAGCUUUUCUUAAGGAAUUUCUCGAAUGGGCUUUUCCCCACCCAACCCACUUCAUUAAGACCAAAAAGGUCAGAUGAUAUGAAUAAA